Molecule: messenger RNA, 1578 nt
Organism: Strongylocentrotus purpuratus (purple sea urchin)
Lineage: Eukaryota; Metazoa; Echinodermata; Echinoidea; Camarodonta; Strongylocentrotidae
Gene: AMAS3
Product: amassin-3
Biological process (GO): signal transduction
Source: RefSeq, marked provisional
UUCCGUCAACGAGACAUAGUUCGAGUUGAAAAAACAGAGAAGCCAUUGAACGUUUACUCCCUCCCUCUUUUAGAAUCGACAUCGACGAUCAUGACGUUUUCCCGCAUAAUAUCACCGGCCGCCCUCGCCCUGCUGUUAAUCGUCAUGUUCAGGUGGAUGCCGAAUGCAAAUGCACAGUGUAAUGAAUACGCUCACGUGAAUUCGUCGGUCACAGAGAAUGGCGAUUGUAUGUGUGGUGUGACGUCAUCAUUGAGCUCAUCGUGUGGUUCUGGGGUAAGCAGCGAGGAGUUCCAGCAGAUGAUUCGCGACCUCGAUCAACAGAUAGUGGACAUCAACGUGGAGCUGACAACACUGCGAGCCACGCUCAACCAACAAGGAGAAGACAUCAUCGCCAUGAACGAGCAAAUGGAGAACAUCAACGCCAUCGAGAAGCGUAUCAUCGACAACGAGAUCGUCAUCUCCCGCCCCGAGUAUGACAUCAUCAGAACGGAUCUUCAGGAUAUGGAAACGCUCAUCGGCUAUCUUGAAGACCAGAAUGCCGAUCAAUAUAUCCUUGACCAACUACGAGAAGAGAUUGCCAACAUCAGCUAUAACCUCGAUUCCCUGGAAGUCAACAACGAUGCCGACGUCGAAACUCUCUUACGCGACAUCGCCGACCUCCAGCAAAAGAUUGCAGAAUGCGAGGCGGGCAAUGACCCGGAAUCUGACAUCGGUUUUCCCUAUCCAUGGGAAGAUUUCGAGAAACAAGAUUCUUGUGGAACCAUCAAGGGGUUAUCAGAGCCGUACACACUCAGGGGUAAUCUAGCUUCCACAGGGGUGUGGUUUAUGGACCCCAUGGUAGACGUGGACAGGCCCUGGUACCAGGUGGGGAUUACUUAUACUUCGUCUAUCUUACGGUACCUAUCUACUGAGCAAUUCCAGACGCAAGGCAUUCAUGAGACCUAUUUACCUGGAUACACCCUGGAAGGUUGCAGUGUGGUCGCAUACAACGGCGCACUGUUCUAUAACAAGUAUUCGUCUACAACCAUGAUAAGAUACGACUACAGAGCAGGAGCUGUCACCAACCAACGAGCCCUUCCGAAUGCAGGGUAUAAAACAAAUUAUGUUUAUCUCUCCGGGGGCUACACGAGCAUUGACUUUGCUGUAGAUGAGAAGGGCCUGUGGGUGAUCUAUGGGAAGUCUUCGGACAGCGGACUCAUGUCCGUGAGCAAGAUCGACCCCUUGACUUUGGAGGUCGAGGAGACCUACAACACCAACUCACUCAAGGCCAACUUCGGCGAGUGUUUCAUGGUAUGUGGGAAGCUCUACUGCACGGAUUCGUACCACAAGCACGAUGGCAGGAUCGUGAUGAUGUACGACACGACCACCCAGACGACUACAACACUCAACGUCCCUUUCGACAGCAAGUACUUGGCGACCAGGGCACUCAAGUACAACCCAAGGGAUCAGCGACUCUACGCCUUCAACAACGGACAUGCUCUGGCCUAUGAGAUAGAGUUCCAGGUUGACGAAUAACAUAUUCUAGACUUGAUGUCUUCUGGACAUUAAUAAAUGGUUUAGUUGUAGUUGCUUCUGUCU